AUGUACCCUCAAUACUUACGCUUUCUUAUUUCCAGUAUGAUCGAGAUUCAUUCACUUUCAAAAACACAACGACUACUACAAAACUCCAGAAACGAAUACCAAUGGUACAUCUUUAUAUUUUUCUAUGUUAAAAAUAACUUCGUUUUUCAGUCCAUGGGCUCGUUUCUCGGCCGGCCCAAUCUCAUAAUGUACUGUGCACCUGAGCCAGGGAGCAUCGAUGAAAACUCCAAAUACACUAUCGAUGUUCAAUUUCUAAUCGAUCGAGCUUUGCAUAUCAUGCAAAAAGGCUCUGAAACGCCAAUCUACGCGACAAACUCUUUGGAAAAGUUGGCACUGGGAUUACAGCAAAUCAGAGGUCCACCAGCGAAAAAAGUGAAGAUGUUAUCGAAAAUUGGACAGGAAGAGAUUUUCGCAUUAUGGGAAGAUGAUAUGCUGAGAGUUGCAAAAUGGUUCACCUAUUUUGAUGAGUUCCAACGGCUACCUUCCAAACUACAGCUAGACAUGCUCAAAGGCGUGUGGAACGUGUUUGGACGCCUUGAACGCAUCGCAUCGACCGCGAUCGCCCGCCAACAGAACAUCUGUGGUCAAAGCGUGUUGAUGUCAACUGUCAAUGAGGAUCAUGUAAUGUGCGAUAUAAAAAACUUGGAAGUUGAUUUGUCCUGGUGCUCACGGUACACUUUUGAGCAGUUGAAGUUUUUCGACUCUACGGACCACGAAAAACAACUGGAUCUCUUGGUCCAAGCCAUUUUGAACCUUAAACCUACUGACGUGGAAUUGUCUUACAUGUUGUGUCAGUUGUGUCUUCAUCAAGUUGGGAAAAAGUAUCAAGGAGAGAUUCUAGAAGUCACCGAUCGGUUUCAAGAUGUCCUUUCGGACAACUUGCAUGAUUACUAUACAAAUAGGCAGAAUCUAUCAAACUAUUCUUUAAGAGUGACAAAUAUGAUGAAAAUCAAUAACACAAUUGAGCAAUGCAUCUACCGCGACAAAGUAAAGUCCGACCUAUUUCGAGUUUUCGAUGUGUUCUAUGUCAAAUGUUCUCAUCCGGAUCUGUUUUUGAAUGCUUGA
Messenger RNA from Caenorhabditis briggsae, 1065 nucleotides. It is a transcript of the gene Cbr-nhr-98, whose product is annotated as Protein CBR-NHR-98. The transcript has 7 exons. NCBI's taxonomy places the organism in Eukaryota, Metazoa, Nematoda, Chromadorea, Rhabditida, Rhabditidae. The record is from RefSeq and is a predicted model, not a curated record. Bases 1 to 1065 code for a protein of 354 amino acids.